AUGCAGCCACCGAGCGCAGCGGAGGUGUUGCACUGCGCGCAGCCCGCGCUGAUCCUUGCUGCUACACUCUUUACCACGGAGAGCGAUGUGCUGAAGCGCGCAUUUCGCCGCCUGCGGGGCGGGCGUAUCCACCUCGACGAUCUCCCGGCGGAAAUCCUGCCGCAGCCGGUCGUCGUCGCGCAGCGCGAGCGCCACACCAAGACGCUCGUCGGGCUCGCGCUCGGCAUCGCGGCGACAUAUGCGGCGGCGGGUGCACUGAUUGCCGCCGCGGCCGCGAUCCCGCCGCAUGUAUGGGUGCCGAACCUGUCGGGCUGGGGCCUCGUCGACGUGCAGGCGGUCGGCGGCUUGCUGGCCUGGUCGCUGGUCGCCAUUGCCUACCUUGUCGAGGCGCGCCGCGCGAAUGCGAAUGACGAGGGCUGUGUGCGUGCGACGAGCACGGCGGCGCUUGGUGUGAUCACCGACAUCGCGCUCGUCGCCGUCUAUGCCCAGCACCCUCUGGGCCCCUGGACGCUGGGCCUGGCCGGCAUGCUCGUGGUGCGUGUGGUUCUGUACAUUGCCUUUGUGUGCGUCUCGCGCAGCGACCGCGUGCAGUAUGUGCAGGAGCCUGUGCACGACGCGGCGGCGAUGCCCGGCCCGUCGAUCGAGGCGGCGGCGCGCGAGGCGAACGAAAGCAUGGGCCACCAGCCCCGUGCGACGCCGCCUGCGCCGUCGUUCUUUGCGCUGCUGCGCCGCAUCAAGGUGCUUACGCCGUACCUGUGGCCGCACAAGUCGGUGCGCCUCCAGCUGCUGGCGGUGCUGUGCCUGAUGCUCCUGGUGCUUGCGCGUGUCGUCAAUCUCUUGGCGCCCAUCGCCCUGGGCCGCGUCGUCGAGUCGCUGAGCAGCGACGCGGCGCCGUGGGGCCCGAUCGUGUUCUACGCCGCGCUCAAGCUCUUCCAAGGCUCGGGCGGUCUGCUGACCGUGGCGCAAAAUCUGCUGUGGUACCCCCUGGCGUGGUACUCGGAUGUGAACAUGAGCAUGCUCAUGUUUGACCGUGUGCUGAACCUGUCCAUGUCCUUCCACACCAAGCGGCGCACGGGUGAGCUGAUCCGCACGCUCGACCGUGGCUCGUCGAUCAACAAGUUCUUUGAGUACUUCCUCUUUUCGCUGACGCCCGUCUUUGUGGAUAUCUUUGUCGCGGUCUUUUACCUGUCGCUGAUGUUUGGGCCGAUGGUCGGUGGACUGCUGCUCGGCGUGAUGGUGCUGUACACCUACUGCAGCAUCCAGAUCACGACGUGGCGCACGCAGCUGCGCCGCGAGAUGAACAACAAAGACUCGAUCUGCCGCGCGAUCACCACCGACACGUUGCUCAACUACGAGACGGUCAAGUGCUACGGCAACGAGGCGUACGAGUCGGGGCGCUACCGCGUGGCGCUCGAGGCGUACCGCGAGGCAGAGUACCGCCUGAUCCUCUCGCUCAACAUGCUCAACCUGAUCCAAAACAUGAUCCUCGCGUUCGGCACGCUCACCUCGGUGCUUGCGGUUGCGUACACGGUGGUGCAAGGCAAGACGUCGCCGUCGCAGUUUGUCGUGUUUGUCUCGUACCUGCAGCAGGUCUACCAGCCGCUGAGCAUGCUGGGGACCAUGUACCGCGUCGUGAACCAGAACCUGGUCGACACGGACAAGCUCAUGGAGCUCCUGGACGAAGAAGUGGACAUUAAGGACGAUCCGAACGCAAGCGAGAUGCGUGUCUCGCAAGGCGCGAUCGAGUUUGACAAUGUGCGCUUCUCGUACGACAAUGGCAAAUUCACCUCGAUCAAGGGCAUGUCGUUCAAGAUCGAGGGGCACCAGCGUGUCGCGCUGGUCGGCGAGAGCGGCGCAGGGAAGUCGACGGUGCUCAAGCUCCUCUACCGCUUCUACGACGUGAACGAGGGGCGGAUCUUGAUCGACGGCCAGGAUAUCCGCAGCGUCACACAGGAAAGCCUGCGCAAGGCCAUUGGCAUUGUGCCGCAGGAGCCGACCUUGUUCAACACCGACAUUCGGCACAAUAUCCUCUAUGGCGACGUGCAGGCGUCCGAGGAGGCGAUCGAGGCGGCGGCGCACGCCGCACAGAUCCACGACCGUAUUCAAGAGUUUCCGGAGGGGUACGGCACGAUUGUCGGCGAGCGCGGCGUGCGCCUGAGCGGCGGCGAAAAGCAGCGCGUGGCGAUCGCGCGUACCAUCCUCAAGAACCCACCGAUCUUGCUGUUGGACGAGGCGACGUCGGCUCUCGAUAGCCACACGGAGCGCCAGCUCCAGGCGGCGUUUAAUACGCUGAUGCAGGGCCGUUCCUCGCUGACGAUCGCGCACCGCCUGUCGACCAUCAUCAACUGCGACAAGAUUCUCGUCGCCGACGACGGCCGGAUUAUCGAGCAAGGCACGCAUGAGGAGCUCAUUGCGCUGGGCGGCAAGUACAGCCAGCUCUGGGCGCAGCAGAGCCGUACGCUCGCCGAGCAGGAAGCCGAGGCGGCGGCGCGCGAGGCUGCGUUUGAGGAGGCAGAAAGGAGCGGAAAAGGCAAGGCAAAGGAGGGCGACGGCAAGGCGGACGCACCUGUGGCCAAGGCGCCUGCGGAUGCCGCGGCCCCUGCGCCUGCGGCCGCACCUCCCAGUGCACCCAACGGAUCGGCGCUGCGCGCCCCGCUCCAGGACACCACCCCCUCUGACACCACUCCUUCCGAUGCGGCACCUUCCGACACGCCUUCGGACGCUGCCACGAAAAAGAAAAACAAUCGCAGGAAGAAAAAGAACCGCCAUUAG
Molecule: messenger RNA, 2772 nt
Organism: Malassezia japonica
Lineage: Eukaryota; Fungi; Basidiomycota; Malasseziomycetes; Malasseziales; Malasseziaceae
Gene: hmt1
Product: ATP-binding cassette-type vacuolar membrane transporter Hmt1
Exons: 1
Coding region: 1-2772 (923 amino acids)
Biological process (GO): transmembrane transport
Cellular component (GO): vacuolar membrane
Molecular function (GO): ABC-type transporter activity; ATP hydrolysis activity; ATP binding
Source: RefSeq, a predicted model, not a curated record